UCAUUUUCCGUUUUUUUGAUAGAAUUGAAUCCCAUUGGACUUCCGAUAGACCGGCCGCGAUGAAAAUUUCUUUGAUUUUUAUUGCUUUCAUUGCGAUUUGUUCCAGCACAACUGUCUAUAAAGUUAGGAAGGUGAUUCGGAGAGCAGAAGCCCGCCACUCCGCCGCCGAUGAUGACCUGGACAUGGCUGCUGCUGAGCUGGUGUUCAAAGAGCAAAGUUCACUGAAUUCUGGGGCUGACAGAAUUGAGGGACCUCCAAGAAAGCUCCCGUUCGGCACAGAGCAUGCAGCUGAGAAGGCUUCUGAGCAUACUGGUGCUCCAUCCGCUGAGCCAACCUUCUCAGACCUCCAAAAAACACAAUUGGAAGACAUCAAAAAUGACGAAAAUGCUCUAGCACUGAAAAGUAGUAUGGUAGGCAAGGGAACUGAAGAGUCCGAUGCUCCAUUUGCUCAUGGAGUUAAUGAUGGGGAGACCUCCAAGGUUCUGGCGUGGCAGAGACCCCUAGCCUCGCACGGCCGCCAAGUCGCCUAUGACUUCCACGUGAACCCCGAGUACCCUCAAUUUGCUCCGAGAGCCCAUGGCUUGGUAGGAAUUCCGGAUGGCUGGAAUCUUGAUAGAACGAUCGAUGAGGAGUUCAAGUCUGGUUUUCGCAAUGUGAAUUUCAGACGGCGUCGGCAUUGAUUUAAAUUCCAGUUUUCUCCCCAAUUACCUUUCAAAUUCAAGGAUUUUUUUGAUACUCAAGUUUAUAAAAUGAAUAAAAAUGUUUAUGAAUAAAAUAUUUCACGACGA
Caenorhabditis elegans is the source of this 788-nucleotide messenger RNA. It is a transcript of the gene Y53F4B.23, whose product is annotated as Neuropeptide-Like Protein. The coding region runs from base 60 to 680 and encodes 206 amino acids. Lineage: Eukaryota; Metazoa; Nematoda; Chromadorea; Rhabditida; Rhabditidae. The record is from RefSeq and is marked reviewed. The transcript has 4 exons.